CUUGGAAAUCGCAGAGUGUGUUCGUUAGCCUCUGAGCUCAGUGUAGAAUAUAUGUACUACAUUGGGAGAUUAGCAAUAGCACUUAGAUUUAUUGUAUUCCAUCCUUCACAGUGCUUUACAGUCCUCUCUAAGUGGUUUACAGACUCAGCAUUUUGCCCCCAACAAUCUGGGUCCUCAUUUUACCCACCUUGGAAGGAUGGAAGGCUGAGUCAACCUUGAGCCUGCACCAUAACAGUUCCUUUUUUUUUUCCUUUUGUUCUUCAAAAUCAAGGCCUGACUAAACUAUUCCUGAAUUAAUCAGGAUAGCCCUCUAUUUAAGGGAACUGUUGAUUUUGCCCUUAGGACCAAACACUUUCCUGAUCUGAAUAUUCUGUCCUUCUCCCUCUCUGUUCUGUUCUGUUUCUUGGAUAACAAGACUUGGUGGAAAGUGAGAAAGAUAUGGAGCAGCACGGUUCACUUUUGGAAUAAACAAGUGAAAUAAAUGGCAUUGCAUAAUUUUAUAAUAAGUUGUAAACAGCCUGCUUAGGAUUACAUUUCAGGUUACCUUUACGCUGCAAGAAACACUUAGGAAUGUUCUUAGCUCAUCAGUACUUCAAGUGUCUUGGCAUUAGAACAUAUCUACGGAAAAUUAAUUAUCGUUUGAGAUGCUCCAGGUUUUCAACUUGCUCAGCCAUGAACUUCAAGCACAAAAACGCUAAACGAAUUGAAGGGCUUGAUAACAAUGUGUGGGUGGAAUUUACAAAACUUGCUGCAGAUCCCACUAUUGUUAACCUUGGACAAGGACUUCCAGAUAUAUCUCCUCCUAACUAUGUCAAAGAAGAAUUGGCAAAAGCAUCAUCGGUGGAUAGGCUGAACCAGUACACCCGGGGUUUUGGUCAUCCACCAUUGGUGAAAGUCCUGUCUCAAGUAUAUGAAAAAGUUUGUGGAAAAAGGAUUGAUCCAUACACGGACAUUCUGGUGACAAUAGGGGCAUAUGGAUCCCUGUUUAGUGCAAUACAGGGACUUAUUGAAGCAGAAGAUGAAGUAAUAAUAAUUGAACCCUUCUAUGACUGUUAUGAGCCUAUGGUGAAGAUGGCAGGUGCCACACCUGUUUUUAUACCUUUGAGAAAGAAAUCUGUGAAUGGAGAAGUUGCUUCUAGUGCUGACUGGAUCUUGGAUCCCACUGAGCUUGCAAAUAAAUUUAAUUCCAAGACCAAAGCUAUUAUACUGAAUACCCCUCACAAUCCCAUAGGAAAGGUCUAUGCAAAAGAAGAGCUCCAGAUAAUUGCUGAUCUCUGUAUUAAAUAUGAUACACUGUGCAUCAGUGAUGAGGUGUACGAAUGGCUAGUUUAUACUGGAAAUAAACAUAUUAAAAUAGCUACUUUGCCUGGAAUGUGGGAGAGAACAAUAACAAUAGGAAGCGCUGGAAAAACAUACAGUGUAACUGGCUGGAAGCUUGGUUGGUCUAUCGGUCCCUCACAUCUGAUAAAGCACUUGCAGGUCGUUCAACAAAAUACCAUUUAUACAUGCCCAACUCCAUUACAAGAAGCUGUAGCCCAAAGUUUUUUGCUAGAUUUCAAACGCAUGGAUGAUCCAGAAUGCUAUUUCUACUCCUUGCCUAGAGAGCUGGAAAGUAAACGGAACCGAAUGGCUCAGAUGUUUCUGGAAGUUGGACUGAAGCCUGUUAUUCCCGAGGGAGGAUAUUUUAUGAUUGUUGAUGUGUCCACACUAGGUAUAGAUUUGUCUGAGAUGGAAAAAGAGAAACCUUAUGAUUAUAAAUUUGUUAAAUGGAUGAUAAAAUCUAAGAAACUGUCAGCUAUUCCUUUGAGUUCAUUUUGUGGCCCAGAAACCAAAGAUCAAUUUGAAAAAUAUAUACGCUUUUGCUUCAUCAAAAAAGACAGCACAUUAGACGCGGCAGAAAUGAUUCUGAAGAAUUGGAAGAAACAAUGACCUAGAAAUAAACAGCUUCAAUCAUCCAAAAAAAAAAAAAACCCCAACCCAACAAUUUUUUUUAAAGAUUGCAGUAUGCUGCCAUCUGCUGGAUAUUUAGCAUUAAUAAUUGAAAUGUGUUGAUAUUGGUAUCCUCCAAACCAAUAACAUUUAGCGCUCUAUCUAAUUUUUAAUAUUCUUCAGUAAAAUAUAUAAAUAUUAUUCUAAAGCAGUGUUUCUCAAACUUGGCAACUUUAAGACACAUGGACUUCAACUCCCUGGCUGGGGAAUUCUGGAAGUUGAAGUCCACACGUUUUAAAACUGCCAACUUUGAGAAACACUUGAAUUUUAAACUAUUGUGUUCCAUUAUAUUGGCUAACAAAAGCUAUUCCGCUUUUAUUGCAUGGCAGAUAGUUUUUUUGUCUUUCUUCAUUCAAAAAUGUCAGCAUAAACUGGUAUUUGGCAAUAGGGAAUACAGUGUACAUUUUCUCUACCUCUUUGUACAAAUGCUGAGAAAUUUUGUUGUGAACACCUGGACAGGAUUCCCAGCAAAUAGAAGAAGAGAUGGCAAAAUAUCCAUAUCACCAAGUGCCAUGCUAACCUUGCUAUAGAGCAGGGGUGGGCAAAUGUGGCCCUUUUACAACCUGUGGACUUCAACUCCCAGAAUUCCUGAGACAGCCAAGCUGCUAUAGAGCACACUUUUUUAAACAUCUUGUAUUGCGAUAAACUAUUUUAAUUUUAAUUGGCACUAGCAUUUACAAAAUAAAAUUCUGUUCAGUGUUUUCCCUAAACAAGUAAAACUGCACCUAUACAAUUGUAAUAGUAAAUUGCCAGCCUUUCAUUUUUAGCUUCUUGCCCAAUACUCUGACAGAAUCCUUCAAGUUCAACCUUUAAAAUAUUAGGAAAUAUUAAUAUCUCCAGAUUGUAAAAGCCAGGAUUACUGGAGCUUCUGACAUUUAUAAUAGAAACAUUCUGGAGGUCAUCAGGAUAGAAAUCAAAGUACAUAAUUGUUACAAAACAAUAAAUAUUAUGUACAUAAUUGUUACAUAAAGUUAAUAAAUGAAAUAUGUAUGCAGAUAUAAUUCCAAUACAUAGAGCUAAUAAUGUAAUAGAAAGAAUAUAAAAGACAUAUAAUAAAUUAUUCUAGAAAAAAGAAGUUAGAUUACUUUAGAAUCUGAGUUUUUCCUCUCCCCAUCUUGUGUAAAUUAGGUAAGCCCUUUGAUCUUGUUUAAGUUCAUGAUAUGAGAUGUGUCAUCUGUCAUAACUGGCUGUUUCCAAUGAUUACCAUUUUGUGUUAUAAUAUUCUUUGAGAACCUGUUAAGAAUUGUCAACUAAUUUUAUGGAAUGAAAAAUUGAUUUACUUAAGAAAUCACUAAAACUGCUUAGUCAUAAAUUUUAUCUGAUUAUUUGUUUUCAUUGAUUUUAUAAAUGCACAAAAACAUAAUAAAUCUAACAUAGAAGUAUAACAGAUAAGAGUGAGUUUCUUAAUUUUCUUGUUUAACUAAAGAUGAAAAAUAACAUGACUAAGGAAAAAAAAAUUGUGAACAUAUGGUAAAAUAGGUUUGUAAUAUUACUAUUGUUCUUACAUUCUUAUCCUGCUUUUUAAAAUGUAAACAAACAUGCCUAGUACUCCUGCCUAUUUUCUGCACAACAACCACCACCGUGAGGUAAGAUUGGGCUGAGAGAAAAUGACUGACCCAAGAUCACCCAGCUGGCUUUCACGAUCACACUAAACUGGCUGUCUAUCAUACACAGCAUUGUUACCUAACUGGGUCAGUUUGGUUGCUAAUGCUUAACGAUUUUUCCCAUGACAGGAUGAUUCCCGUUAGCCUUCAAGAGGAUAUGGAAAACAGGUUGUACAGGAGUCAUCCCAUCAAAAGUAUUUACCAAUGCCAGCACAGAAGUAUAUAGAUAAGCACAAUGUGGGGAACCAUAUACCACUUCCCAGAGAACUGAGUGAAGGGAGGUGUAAUCCCCUUUAUAGAAAGCAUCUCUCAUUUUAUAGAGUCCUCCCUCCUCUGGCUUGAUUGUCCUGUUCCUUUAUCUGCUGAGCAACUAGUUGUUGCCUAAUUUAGAUGGCACAUCUGUUCUUUUGUGUUUGUACUUGGAAGUUAUUUCCCAGGUGCUCUUCUUACAAAAUGCACGGGACUGCAGACCUUCCAGAACAACCAUAUGCAUAUUUACACAGAAAUUAAAUGUAGCUUACUUUCAGAUGCAUUAAACUGCACCAUCAUGCACCUGUGUGUUGUGGCCUGUCGGCUGCCAGCAAAGCUAGCAGCAGUCAGAUGAGGAGGUUGAAGGAGAGCCUAGGCAGGUUUUCAAGCCUUUGGAAGGCUCUGAUGAGGAAGCAGGAUCAGAGGCAAAUGCAGUCUGAGCCUUCCGUCCUCCCCCAGGUGGAGAGGCAGCUGUCUUCAGGGCCUGAGCUGAGUGAGGGGGAGGAACAGAUGGGGCCCAUCCCAGAUGUGCAUAUGCAUAGAUAGGAAAGAAAUAAGCUGGCUCUCAGGGGAAAAAAGACAUAGACGUUAGCCAGACCCUCCCUGGCUGGGAAAUAAAUAGUAAGGGUUUGGGAGUGGUCGGUUGUUGCAGACAACGGUUUGUUUUCCAAUGUACAACAAUCACGUUGGAUUUCUUUGCCAGAACCAGGUUUGUUGGGACUAAUUGCUCUGUAUUUGAAGUGCCAAUGGAAUCUCCCUACUGGGAAAUAAUAGGGAGUGAAUUUGCCUCAGCUGAUGUGAACAGAGACUAUUGCCCUGUUUUUCAUUUGCGACUCAUUACUUUUGGUUUUGUUUAUCCAAUGUGAACAAAGACUGUUGCUGCCCUGACUUAAAUAAAAAAGGGGUUGUGUUA
Pantherophis guttatus is the source of this 4755-nucleotide messenger RNA. RefSeq names its product kynurenine aminotransferase 3 (gene KYAT3). Gene Ontology annotation, biological process: biosynthetic process. Gene Ontology annotation, molecular function: L-kynurenine:2-oxoglutarate transaminase activity; pyridoxal phosphate binding. Gene Ontology annotation, cellular component: mitochondrion; cytoplasm. NCBI's taxonomy places the organism in Eukaryota, Metazoa, Chordata, Lepidosauria, Squamata, Colubridae. The record is from RefSeq and is a predicted model, not a curated record.